This is a messenger RNA of Durusdinium trenchii, 348 nucleotides long. The record is from the annotation of a GenBank genome assembly. NCBI's taxonomy places the organism in Eukaryota, Dinophyceae, Suessiales, Symbiodiniaceae.
GCCAGCAAACUGAUGGAAGUUGGGGCAGAGCGGCUGAAGACCUUCCAGAAGGUUGAGCGGUCGCUCACAGAGAAAGCCAAGGCGUUGAAGCAGCUGUGCGCGCAAGCGGCUGCGACUGCGGCGAGGUACAAUGUGGCUGAGCCUGAGAUCUUGAUCAAGGGCCGCUCAGUGAUGGAUCGUGUGAUGGUCACAGUUUUGGAAGCUCUCCUUUUGAGGGCGCUGAGCAUUGAAGAUGGCAAGCAAAGCAAGCAAGAAGUCCGCUUGCAAAUGCAACGGAUGACUGACCAGAAGGUUGGUGCAGUGUGCAGUCCUUUGCUUCAGGCAUGCCAAAAGGCCAUGAAUGCCUAG